UUCUAGCCUGUUAAAUGACCGUAGAGGAAUGGAGCUGGCAGAACAGAUAGACGAUUCGACAUUCCGCACAAUGAACGAAUGCCAAAGCUCGCCAAACAUAACAAUUGCGAGUGCUGGCCUGAUAAACAUUAUAGUCUGGCGACCUAUACUGACAUUAGCAUCGGACUACUUACCCAUACAAAUCUCGAUUGACAGGCCUCUUGACUUUGUUUCCGCGGAUCACCGGACAUAUUUAAACUUUAAAAAAGCUAACUGCUCGGACUUCACGGAAUUCACCGAGAACGCCUUCAGUGCUCUCCCCACUCCAUCAGGCGUCACUACUGGUGAACGUUUAUUUCGCAGAGUCGUCGUGACCGCUUCGGCCCGCUUCAUCCCGGCAGGCCGAAUGGCGGAAAUCCGCCCAAAUUUUUCGACAGAAGUGGCGGUAUUAGCAUCUAGGCGCGACACCCUCCGAAGCUCCGAUCCCGGGAAUCCCCUAAUCAGGAAUUUUAACACGGAGAUUCGAAGAGUAGUAGACAAUCACAAGCGGAAAGAGUGGGAGGAGCACCUAAGGACCUGCAACCUCUCCUCAGUCAAGUCGCUGUCUAACCCGACGAGACGCGAUGACCGGGUGGAAAUUUCAUUCGGGAGGAGGUUCAGGUGGUUAUCGAGAAGGCGAAAGCCUCCAAAUCCAUCGACCACGACGGAGUUAGCACUGGACUUGUCAAAAGCUUUCGACACAGUCAAUCACUCAGUGCUACUAACGGACAUUGAGGAAUCCUCAUUACCGCCGGGGUUGCAGAGGUGGGUCAUGGGCUACCUGAGUGGAUCUAAACCCAGGAAAAUUUAACAGGGGGUUCCGUAAGGUGGUGUCCUCUCCCCGCUU
Ceratitis capitata (Mediterranean fruit fly) is the source of this 865-nucleotide messenger RNA. RefSeq lists its product as uncharacterized. The transcript has 2 exons. Bases 29 to 829 code for a protein of 266 amino acids. The record is from RefSeq and is a predicted model, not a curated record. NCBI's taxonomy places the organism in Eukaryota, Metazoa, Arthropoda, Insecta, Diptera, Tephritidae.